AUGGUAGAAGAUGCUGAACCUCAAGCUGGUGCCAGUGCAAGAACCAAAGGAGGCAGGAAAGGCAAGAUGACCCAGCUGGGUGACAUCAAGAUGUUCCAUUCCAACACCAGGAAGUUAAUCCAGGAGAUCCAGUCCAUUCAGACCAAAAGCAGCCUCCUUGGAAAGCCAUUUGCCAACAACACAUUGUUCUUGGCUUUGCAAAAGUGCACAAUCUGCCACCCAGUGUACAAAGAGACAGUCACCACUGUCCACCAAAUUGACUUCAUUACUCUUGCCAUUGCUUUAAGAUUCCAUCAGACUGCUGUUGAAAGUAUCCCCAUGCAAAAGAUUGAUCCUCAACAGGCCAGCACCAGGAUUGCUGGUAGUGACAAUCAAGACAGACAGGCAGAGGAGACCAAAAUGGGCAACAACAAUGCAAGUCCAAAGAACACAAGCAGAUCACAACAAAUCCAAUGCUGGGUAUGCAAACAGACAGGACAUGGAAUCAGGCAUUGUGAUGCCUCAGUCACCAUUCCCAAGGACUCUCCUUUUGCUAAAUUCAAAUAG
This is a messenger RNA of Ustilago hordei, 546 nucleotides long. RefSeq lists its product as uncharacterized. The coding region runs from base 1 to 546 and encodes 181 amino acids. The transcript has 2 exons. NCBI's taxonomy places the organism in Eukaryota, Fungi, Basidiomycota, Ustilaginomycetes, Ustilaginales, Ustilaginaceae. Gene Ontology annotation, molecular function: zinc ion binding; nucleic acid binding. The record is from RefSeq and is a predicted model, not a curated record.